This is a messenger RNA of Parathielavia appendiculata, 639 nucleotides long. RefSeq lists its product as uncharacterized. Lineage: Eukaryota; Fungi; Ascomycota; Sordariomycetes; Sordariales; Chaetomiaceae. The record is from RefSeq and is a predicted model, not a curated record. The transcript has 3 exons. Bases 1 to 639 code for a protein of 212 amino acids.
AUGGAGACUCCGACAGAACGCAAUGCACGGCAGCACGUAGAGAAGAUCCGCCGGGACACCCUGGGCGGAGUCAUGCCGGCACACGUUCCGAGAUGCUGCUUGAGAGUUGGCUCGAAAUUUGAUGACACUAUCCGACUCAUACGGCUCUACGCAAAGUCGACGCACUUUCUGCUGGAAAUCAUCCAGAAUGCGGACGACAACAAUUACAACUGCCCAACGCCAACACUGCGCUUUUCCUACCGACCUGGGAGCCUCCGGAUUGAUUGCAACGAAGCUGGCUUUACCGAGGAGAAGGUCGAAGCUAUCUGCGCCAUCAACCGGAGCACCAAGUCAGGCAAGACGUCGUAUGGCGAACAUAUCGGCGAGAAGGGGAUCGGCUUCAAAUCCGUUUUUAGGGUAGCCGAUGUGGUAUGGAUCUCGUCUGGCGCAUUCCGGUUCAAGCUGGAUAAAACCAGCGCAUUCCGGUUCAAGCUUGAUAAAACCAAGCGCCUAGGCAUCCUUCAGCUGACCAGAGGCGCCGAGGGCGAGGUCCUCAUGCACGAGCUUCUCAGUUUCGACGUCAACCUGCUCAUAUUCCUCAGGAGGAUCCAAGAAAUCAGUAUCUGCGUUGUUGGUCAGGAUGACGAAGCCAGGGAGUAG